Molecule: messenger RNA, 270 nt
Organism: Colletotrichum tamarilloi
Lineage: Eukaryota; Fungi; Ascomycota; Sordariomycetes; Glomerellales; Glomerellaceae
Exons: 1
Coding region: 1-270 (89 amino acids)
Source: RefSeq, a predicted model, not a curated record
AUGUCUGGGAGGUUUCUGGCAAUAUUUCCGCUCUGGCCGAGCGAAAGGAGUUUAAUCAUUUUUGGGGCAGCAUAUCUCAUCAGCGUGCAAAAAAAGCAGCGCGCACAAUUCCAAAUUGGAUUCUUUUUUCACUUUUUUGAAAUACCCUUCAGUCUCUACCUGACUAUUUCCCUUUAUCUCUCAUUUUUCUCAUUGAUGUAUCUCACGGAUUGCAUUCAUACCAUCACACAUCACGGCGGGCAUUGGGGGAACUGGCUUUUCUUUCCAUAG